Messenger RNA from Mugil cephalus (flathead mullet), 2050 nucleotides. RefSeq names its product G-protein coupled receptor 4-like. Gene Ontology annotation, cellular component: membrane. Bases 130 to 1002 code for a protein of 290 amino acids. The transcript is spliced from 3 exons. Gene Ontology annotation, biological process: positive regulation of Rho protein signal transduction; phospholipase C-activating G protein-coupled receptor signaling pathway. Gene Ontology annotation, molecular function: G protein-coupled receptor activity. The record is from RefSeq and is a predicted model, not a curated record. NCBI's taxonomy places the organism in Eukaryota, Metazoa, Chordata, Actinopteri, Mugiliformes, Mugilidae.
GAAUAUGUGAACCUUCCUACAUGCCCCAUUCUGCUGUAGACUGUUUAGAUGCAGAGGACAGAACCAACACUAGAGUGAGGAACUCAUUCAGGUGAGAUCUUACAUCUUUAAAAAGCUAAAUAUUGAACAAUGGAGUUUCACAUGAACAACACCUCAUGGAAUGAAAGUUGUAAUUCCACCAACAACAGUUGUAAAACUCCUCAAGCCUUUCAGUGCUUUCAAGGCAGUGAAGGAUUCAUCUUGUAUGUUUUUACAUGGAUCAUCAUCUGCGUCGGCCUUCCUCUGAUCCUACUGGCCAUCUACUCACUGUGUUCUAUGGUCAGAAAGGAUCACAGUGCUCCAGUCUACGUCAUCAACCUCCUCAUUUCUGACACGAUUCAGUUCCUCUGCAUGAUUGGUUGGGUGGCUGAAAAAAACUGCAACAGUAUUUUUCUUUAUAUUUAUCAUUAUGGUCUGUUCUCCGGUGUUGGCUUCAUGGUGUGUAUCUCCCUAGAAAGGUAUCUGGUUGUCGCCUGGCCACUGUGGUACAGAUUCAGAAGAACCAUCAAGACCUCUGUGGUGGUCUGUGUCCUAGUCUGGAUCCUUCCUCUUGUUGUUAUAAUCCUAGCCCAGAUUGCUGCUCAUGUCGUACCAACCAUCGUUGCCAUCUACCUCCUCCUCCCCCUCCCUCUGUUCAUCUUCUUCCUGGGUGGGACUCUUAAAGCCCUCUCUGGAUCCAUCAGUGUCUCUUCUGAUGAAAAACGAAGAAUUGUGGCUGUUUUCAUCGUAGUCCUGCUUAUUUACAUACUGCUGUUCCUGCCCAGAAUCAUGUGGUUACUGUCAGGAGAAGACAAAACAAGCUCUCGCUCCAUCCUUGUGUCUAACAUUCUUCGUCAGCUGAGUCCUCUUGCAGACUUGAUUUUGUACAUUUUCAUGAGGAAAGGAGCCGCAGACAAGAUUUUGGCCUCACUGUGUUGUUGCAGAAUGCAGCUUCAGGAAUCACCAGAUGAACAGCAUGAAUAACGACGGCAUGUACACAGUCAGCUUCAUGUAGACAGGAAGUAGACGUUUUAGUUUGGUUGUUGCAGUAGGAGGCAGUGGCCAGCAGGUGGUGCUGCUGUCAUUUCUGACACAAAAUCUUCACUGGGGCUUUUCAAUCAUUACCAGUCAAGGAGACAACAACAUCCAUAAGAAAUGGAGUAAAAUCCAUCAGAUCAGCUUCAUGUUGAAGAAAAUGGAGAAAAGCCUUUCCACCAGAAGUUCGCCGCGUGAGUUCCUAUUGUAGACGAGAUGCUGCAGGUCUCUUUGGGAGACCCUACGAGGGACUUCUAGCCCAGACAGCAUAACUCCCAGGGUCACAGGGACACAUCAACCCCCCCUCAAAUAGAACAGGACUAUAAAAAAUGUGAUGUUGUAAACACUGUGUCAAUUGUCACAUUAUUUUUGUUGAUUAUGAUGAAAUUUUAAAUUAAAAUAUAUAUUUAUUCUCAGCUACAGUUAUACUGUAUACUAUAGCACUGAUCAUCAUUAUGGAAGCUACAGCACCAGACAUGGCUGCUAUAGAGGCAAAGAUAGUUGGAUUAUAACUUGCAUCUUCCUUCCUUUGACCUUAGUGUCCAUCUACACAGUUUAUGCAGAAUGGAUUUUUACAGGUUGACUUUGCUGGGAGGUAACAGUGCAUUAACCCAAAUGUAGUUAUUAUGACGUAGGUUCAGAAAAAAAGACAACACCUCCAUGUCAUUCUAUUUCAAAACAUUGAUGUGUGUGUUUCUCUGUCUCUUUUUUCAUCUCAGUUGUCACGCUUCCCAUCCCUCUGUUUUCAUUGCUUCCUCUUCCAUCUUUCAUUACACCAUAGCUAACAGACAGACUCCCACAGGUUUUUAUCAGUGUGGGUUAAACUGGUUGAGGUUUGAGUUGAGUUGUGUAACCCUGCAUCAGUUUAUAGUCUCUGGACUGUCAGUUCAGGGGGUUGAGGUUUUGCUGAGGACACAGCAGCAACUUAUCACACUGAUACAAAGUUUUUCUUCUGAUAAGAAUCAAUAAAACUGAACCACUGUUUUUCUGUCACUGA